UCCAUCCACGUGGCAGAAAACCCAAUUUCCAAACAAUUCCAAUAUUAUGGCAGCAUCCAUGUUCAGUGAUCUCUCUUGUCUCUUCCUAGCUCAAUGACCUAACUCCAGUAACAACAGCAGCGUUAACCAACAUGAAGAACAACAACCCACAAACGAACUGAAACUGAAACAAGAGUUGUUCUUGUUUUUUUCGGGUUUACGAGGAUGGCUUGUUUGAGUCGGGUUUUAACGGUUUCUUGCCCGGUAAAACCGUUGUAUGGGUUCAGUUCUUGCAGUUCUCAAAAUUGGAGGAGGAGUAGAUUUGCAGAUGCUUCUAAUCAUAAAUUGAAUUUGAGAUGGAAAGCUAUGGCUUCAGAAUCAGAUUCUUCGUCUUUCGCUGCUUCAGUUGACUCUGAUUCUCCUGAUAGAAACGCUGCCGGGUUUUGUAUCAUAGAAGGGCCAGAAACAGUGCAGGAUUUUGCUAAAAUGGAAUUGCUAGAGAUUCAAGAUAAUAUUCGAAGUCGGAGGAAUAAAAUUUUCUUGCACAUGGAGGAGGUUCGUAGACUAAGGAUACAACAGAGGAUCAAGAAUGCAGAACUUGGAAUUUCAAACGAAAGCGAAGAGAAUGAACUUCCCAACUUUCCAUCGUUCAUUCCGUUCUUGCCUCCUUUGAGUGCUGAAAAUUUGAGACAGUAUUAUGCUACUUGUUUUUCUCUUAUUGCUGGGAUUAUCAUUUUUGGCGGCCUUCUAGCACCUGCGUUGGAGCUUAAGCUCGGUUUGGGGGGCACAUCGUAUUCAGAUUUUAUCCGUACUAUGCAUCUGCCCAUGCAGUUGAGUCAGGUUGAUCCUAUAGUGGCAUCAUUCUCUGGCGGAGCAGUUGGGGUCAUCUCAGCCUUGAUGGUGGUUGAGAUAAACAAUGUAAAACAACAAGAGCAUAAAAGAUGCAAAUACUGUCUUGGAACUGGCUAUCUUGCUUGUGCUCGGUGCUCAAACACAGGAGCUCUUGUUCUUAUCGAACCAGUUUCAACAAUCAGUGGUGCAGAUCAGCCUCUAUCAAGACCUAAAACGGAAAGAUGUUCAAAUUGUUCAGGAUCUGGAAAGGUCAUGUGUCCCACAUGCCUUUGCACUGGGAUGGCUAUGGCAAGUGAACACGACCCGCGGAUUGAUCCAUUUGACUAGACAUGUAUUGUUUCAAGCUCUACCUGCUCCUGCAUGCCAUUAAUUUCUAGGCUGUAAGAGCCCAAGGCAUGCUUUGUAUAUACAAACAGCUGGAGCUCCGUAUCUGCAACCUAAUUCUCCAUAACAUAAACUUUCCUUGUUGUAUUCUUACAUUAUAUCGCACGCUUCUGCUCUCUAUCCAUUGAAAACAAAAAAUCAAUUAUGCUAAA
Populus nigra (black poplar) is the source of this 1367-nucleotide messenger RNA. Its product is annotated as protein ORANGE, chloroplastic. The record is from RefSeq and is a predicted model, not a curated record. The transcript is spliced from 8 exons. Lineage: Eukaryota; Viridiplantae; Streptophyta; Magnoliopsida; Malpighiales; Salicaceae. Bases 205 to 1158 code for a protein of 317 amino acids.